AUGUACACCGACGACUCAGAUUCGUCGACAGAGCCUAUUUGGACAUACGCCCAAAUAAACGUGGUUAAAGCAUACAAGCAGUCUAAGGAAGCUCAUGUCAGGCAGCUCAUAGAGAAUGGCUCACCUAUUCCGCCUAUCGUCCUGUGGGGUGCAGUCGACUAUGACAGGCCAGAAGUAGUUGAUCUACUUCUGUCUGCUGGAGUAGACCCCAAUCGACGCCAUGCCAAAGCCGAGGAGGUCAUGUCUCUGGGUGAGCAUGACUGGCUUGACAGAUUUCCGGAUCGGAGGUGUGAGAACGACCGUGAUACCAAAUUCCCCCUCGGUCUCGCUGCCGAGGCACCAUCCUAUGAGGGAGGAAAAGAGAAGGCGUGUCGCAUGGUUCAAUCACUUUUACGCCAUGGUGCAGAUCCAUAUGCCGUUUUCGCAGAUCAAUUGGACGAGCCGGCAGAUCCGGAAUUAGAAGUGCGCCUCGUGUUCCCCGGACAAGAGAUUAGCCAGCCGCAAGAUCUAAUGGCAAUGGAGCUUCACCGUGUGCAAAGAGCAGAAAAGAUGCUCGACGAGGACAGUGAUGCAGAUAUGCCGUGGAAAGACUUUGGCCUCCGCACCGUCAUUCAUUCUAUUUUGGAGCAGUCUGGGUAUUUUCAGGCUUUUCUCGAGUCUCCUGACUUCAUGAGGAACUUGAAGCUCGAACACCGUGACCCUCAAGGCCGCACGCUUUUCCUAUCAGCCUGUCGCAGCUCGAGGGGAGCAGAUGCAUUGCUUGAUAAGCCACAACACUGGAAUUCCAGCGACGAUGUAAAGUUGGACCGCAUGGGCGAGCAUCUCGUCACGUUUCCACCUGACGUCUACUCGGAGCCAUCUUCAGAGGAGGCUCUACCUCGAACGGCAAUCCAGGCGUUGCUGAAGCUGGGCGCGGAUCCGCUGGCCACGGAUAACCAAGGCAAACACGCCUUGCAUCAGCUGCUGGAUGCACCUUCGUGGGCUUUCCAGGAAUCGCCAGUGAACCAUCAGACAUUGCGCUAUCUGACUGAUCGAUUUCCAUCCCUAACCAACCAGCCCGAUCACAAUGGAUUGACUCCGAUCCACUCAUCCAUAAGGCGUAUGUGGUCGUAUGGUAUCGGCUAUUCAUAUGAAGGGUUUUACCCUCUUGAGGAUACUGUUAUGGACCUAAUCAACGCCGGCGCAGAUGUCCAUGCGCGGGAUGCCCAAGGCAACACUGUCAUUCACUAUCUCGCAGACAGCUUCUUAGAUGCGUUCAGAUGGGGCGAGAGCCGCAGGCAGCUAUUCUACACACUGCUCGACAAGUAUCAAUGCGCCUCGUACAUCAAUUUGGCUAAUAAUAUGGGCCUGACACCUAUUCAACUUGUGCUCUCUUACACACCCCGCAAGAACAAGGACCACGUCACGCAAUGGUCCGGAGUUUGGCCUGAACCUCCCGAGAUGCAGAUGCAGUCCGUAGACGAGGAGCUUUUCGGCAAGUUUGACGGCCUCGGCAUUGACUGGACGGUCCGUGACAAGUUUGGGAGGACGCUGCUACACGGCGUCGCCCGGACCGAUUCUCUGGUGGAUAGAGCACUUUGGAGGUGCAAGUAUUUGGUCCAGAAGGGCAUCGACCCCUUGGCUUGUGAUUUUGAGGGGAAGACGGCUCGGGAUCUGGUUCCCGAUGAUAAUACUAAUCUGAGGAUAUCAAAGUUUCUGGAGGAGGCUGAGCAAGCCGCGGCACACGGCAAAGCUUAG
Messenger RNA from Trichoderma harzianum CBS 226.95, 1737 nucleotides. RefSeq lists its product as hypothetical. Gene Ontology annotation, cellular component: nucleus; cytoplasm. The transcript has a single exon. The record is from RefSeq and is a predicted model, not a curated record. Bases 1 to 1737 code for a protein of 578 amino acids. Lineage: Eukaryota; Fungi; Ascomycota; Sordariomycetes; Hypocreales; Hypocreaceae.